Molecule: messenger RNA, 1857 nt
Organism: Fonsecaea multimorphosa CBS 102226
Lineage: Eukaryota; Fungi; Ascomycota; Eurotiomycetes; Chaetothyriales; Herpotrichiellaceae
Exons: 2
Coding region: 1-1857 (618 amino acids)
Biological process (GO): cGMP catabolic process; cAMP catabolic process; negative regulation of glucose mediated signaling pathway
Molecular function (GO): 3',5'-cyclic-GMP phosphodiesterase activity; 3',5'-cyclic-AMP phosphodiesterase activity
Source: RefSeq, a predicted model, not a curated record
AUGCGAGGAAAUCAUGUCUCGCGCGACGCAGGCCCGGAGCCUCGCGAACUGGGCAACAAGGAGGACGCUUCGUUCCAGGUGAUUGUGUUGGGAUCUACAGGCGGACCUCGCGAAGACAACAUCACAGGGUUGUUGGUGAGGGCACCCCAGUCGGAAUGGCGCAAGAGCUCUAUGAUCGCGGUGGAUGCUGGUGCACACUUGUCCAGCAUCAUCCGCAUCCUCCAGAGAGAAAUGCCUUUGACGUCUGAGAAAGUACCGGCAAAAGGAUACUCGCACCUGUUGGAAAAUGGCCCUUUUGCAGGCCUUCACUUUCCCAAUAUCAGUGCGAAGGCCAAUGCACUGUACAUCUUCCGCGAAAUUCUCCACGGUUUUCUCAUCACGCAUCCGCACUUGGACCAUCUCUCGGGCAUGGCAAUAAACACUCCGGCGCUUGAAUAUGGGAGAGAGGCGAAAGCGAUUGUGGCUUUACCAUCAACCAUUGAAGCUAUCAAGAAUCACAUAUUCAAUGACUGGCUUUGGCCAAACUUGUCAGACGAGGGGAAUGGAGUUGGCUUCGUGACCUAUAGACGACUGAUUGAGGGUGGAAAUCCUCGUCUAGGACUGGGCGAAUCUCGGGGUUAUGUCAAUGUCUGCGACGGGUUGGCUACCAAGUGCUGGAGCAUAAGCCACGGUAAAUGCCACAGAAGGCAGCACAGCGCGUCCUUUCAGCACGGCGACUCUUUCGGGUACCCGCCCGACUACAACUUUCCAUCUAGAAGGUUGUCGCGGAUAUCAGACGAUCAUGGCUAUUUUGCCGCGGUCGCUCAACAGCAAUCGCAAAAUGCCGGUGCCUAUCCUCCCGGGCAAAUUCAGAUGUCUGCUGGUCCAGUGACACCUGGCGGGCCUCUCGCCUCGAACGCUUUCGACAACAGCCAUCUAUUUGAGCCUGUCACAAGUUCUGCGUUCUUUAUUCGCAACGAUGAGACGGGGAAUGAGCUGCUGAUCUUUGGCGAUGUCGAACCCGAUUCGGUCAGUUUAUCGCCUCGCAACCACAUCGUCUGGGAUGAUGCGGCAAGCAAAGUUGCCAGUGGAAUGCUCAGAGGCAUCUUCAUCGAAUGUUCAUAUGAUGACAGCGUGCGCAACGAGGAUCUCUAUGGGCACCUGUGCCCAAGACAUCUGGUUGCAGAGCUCACAUUCCUGGCAAAUUGUGUCAUCAAUCGGCGAAAACAGAAGGCCUCCAACGACGGCGUCGUCACCGACACAACCUCUGAUGGGCCAACACCUAGUCGGCCCGUUGGAGCCUCAUCGGUACCGAAUUUGAUGAUGCGACAGCCACCGACACCGUCAGAGCUGAAACGCAAACGAAAACGGGCCGUGAAUGGAGAUCUAGCUGUUACGCCGGAACUGGCACGCGCCAGUUUUAGUGGCUUACCUUCGCCUCAAGCUAUUUCCAGCGGAUACGUAGGAAACCGAUCGGUCUCGUCGACCCGCCGAAAGCGUUCACACGAGCCGCGAGAAAGCGACCAGGUAAAUCUUCCACCUACUCCAGGGCGCGGACGCAAUGUCACCUUCCAAGCGGACUCGACAUCUGUACCUGUCCAAACUUUGAAUGAUCCCCUCCCCCCUGCGGCAACAACGUCGACUGCUCAGAAUCACCAGCGAUCAUCUUCGUUGCCCGGCUCAGCAAACUACCAGCGGGAAAAGCUUCCCGAACCACUGAAAGGUGUGACGGUACAUAUUAUUCAUGUGAAGGACACGUUGAUGGAUGGCCCGGCGCCAGGAGACGUGAUUCUCGGGCAGCUUCGGGCUUUGGGAGAGGACGCAGGGUUAGGGUGCGACUUUAAUGUGACAAAUUGUGGGGAUAGUAUUUGGGUCUAG